AUGAAACUCUUUAUCGGGGCGCUGAUAAUUUGUUUCGGUAUAUCGUUGGUUAUAUCAACUUCCGAGAACCAGAACGACAAACAACGGCAUAUUAAAGCAAAAUCUCACGUACACCAUGAAAAGGAAAAAAAUCACCAUCUGCACGAGAAACACCAUCAUCUAAGACAACACAACCAUCAUCUACACGAAAAAACUCACCACAAAUCUUCCAAAAGUCGAAGCCAUUCUUCAGAACACCAUCAUCACCAAGCUGCUGCCAGAAGUCAUCAUCACCAUGGGCCCACUUUUUCUAAAGCUUAUCGAUCGAAAUUAAAUAGCCAAUGCUCCUGGGUUUGCAAUGAACCACAUAAUCCUAUCGAGACUGGUCUUGAAGUUACAUUGAAAAGCUCCAAAUCGUUGUUUGCACUCCUUAGCAAGACAUCGAAGUAUGCUCUUAUUCUGGACUACAAAGCGUCCAUAGCUACUUUGCUGAGUGGUUCCCAAGAAACCUCCUUCGUUUCUGAUCUCCAAGCAGGAUCAUUCUUCCAAUUGCAACAUUCUGACUUGAACUGGAAUUCAUCUGCGUUAAAUUUCCAGGAUUACUUACAAAAAUUUUCCGCUCCAGAUAUAUUAAAAGCUGCUACAACCAACGGCCAGAAAUUAGAUAUAGAUAAUUUGGCAGGAGCAGCUAGCACAGAGUUGCAAUCGUUUUUAAAAUCGUUUGGAGUUUCUUCCCCACCCCGACAGUUCUUAAAUUACCUGUUAACGUUUUCCAAAAAUGUAAGUGGUGUUUUAGCAUCUUUAUUCCAUCAAGAUGUAUCGUUUACUCUUCCAAAUAAUUUUGAGUGGUUUUUGAAAGUUACCCAAAGCUUGGCAUAUUUCAGAAAUUUUGGUCUUGACAUAACACCUUUAAACUCAGAUUGUAGAGGAAUUUUUUCGAGAAGUAGCGGAAUAGAAGUCUUAAUUAAUUUAUUGUCCCGAUUAGGCAGAAAUAAUGAUCUUGGUACAUUCAUUAACAAUAUUACUAGUUCGCGAGAAAUAGCUUUGGGAGUUUUAAAGAACAUUAGCGCUGGAUCUCAUGAAGGUUUGGAUGGUUUAAUAACUGUUUUAGUUAAUGUAAUAGAACUUAUACACGGCCAAGGAUCUGUCGAUAGUGUUAUUAGUUCUGUAGUUAAGCUUAAUUCGACUUCAAUAAAUGAAAUAACGGUGGGAGAAGUUAUUCAUAAAGCUAUAGAAGCAGCUGAAGCUCAUGAACGGAAUUAUCCUCACAAUGAAGGUAUAAAAAGAUUGCUAACAUACUUACGAGAACUGGACCACGGCACCUUAGCAAUCAAAAAUAUACGUAUUCUUGAUUUGAUAAAACUGUUUCUCUCACCUAAUCCUCUCGAUAAAAUUAGAAGCAUUUUUCACAUAAUCUCCAAUUUUUCUCCAUCUCAAGGCAUUCCUGCAUUUUUCAAAUUUGUAACAGAAGCUUUCAGUAACCAAAAUCCUUCAAUAAUAUCUCAACUCGUGCCUGGGUUCAAUAUAUCUCAAUUUACCAACGCCAAUGGUACCAGUCUGCAAAACCUUUUACAAGGGAGAAACUUCACAGAAUUAUUCUCUAAUACUUCCAACUUCCAAUCAGCUCUGUCACACAUUCCAAUUUUUGGACAAAUAGCGAAGCAACUUUCUUCAGCAUUUGGAAGCGAUAAUAAUCUUUCCAAAUUUUUAAACGCUAGUAGUUUUCAACAAAUAUUUUCAAAUGGAUUUGGUGAUGUUAUUAAAAAUUUUGGAAAUCCCCAGGGUGGUAACCCCAUAAGUGGAAUAGUUGAAAAUAUACAAAAGAACUUUGGAAACAUAAUUCCACAAGGAAAUGCUCUUAAUCAAUCAACAGCUACUGAAGCCGCAAGUACGGAAUCAAGUGCAACUGAGAAAUCAUCAACAAAUACAGAAACCACUGAGGAGCAUGAUGGUUCAUCACCAGCAGCAACAGAAACCACCGAGCAUGAUGAUUCAUCGCCAAUACCAGAAAUCACCGAGCAUGAUGGUUCAUCACCAUUAACAGAAACAACCGAGACUAAAACACCAUCACCAAGCGCGGAAGCAGCAAAAUCAAGUCCUCCCCAAAAUUUAGCAGAUACAUUUGCUGGCGGUGUACCCAAUCUUUUUGGACUGAGAGGAAACCUUGACGUUAAUUUUGGUUUGGAAGGCAGAAAUGCUCAUCACCAAACUCGACUUAAGCGCAACCCCAAAGAAACAGCCUAA
Molecule: messenger RNA, 2223 nt
Organism: Diabrotica balteata
Lineage: Eukaryota; Metazoa; Arthropoda; Insecta; Coleoptera; Chrysomelidae
Source: the annotation of a GenBank genome assembly